AUGGCGAUUCGCGUCCUGUCGAACCAGAAGCCAGCGGGGGCGGCGGCGGGGGGGAGGAAGGGCGGGGGAGCCGCGGCGGGGAGCCGGAUCCUCGUGUCUGUUAACGUGCUGGGCAGCGCGGGGCCGAUCCGGUUCGUGACCAGCGAGGGGGAGCUCGUGGCCACCGUUAUCUGCACGGCGCUUCGUUCCUACGCCCGCGAGGGGAGGCUUCCUGUUCUCGGCUCUGACCACAAUGAAUUCCUCCUCUUCUGCGCGCACUCCAACUACAUGGACGGUGAGCAUCUCAUUGAAAAUUCCUAUUGAAAGCGUGGAAAUCCGUCUCCUAUAUCAUGGCUAGACAAAUAAUCUUCUUCUCACCUGUUUUCUUUGUCCUUAAUUCUGGAAUAUCUACACAGAUUUAUUUCCGAUCGCCUUUUUUCUUCCUCGAUUUCGCCGCAUUCCUACCAUGAACAAGUUUCGUUUCGAUGGGUAUUUUUCCCCUUUGACCGUUUCAAUUCCUCGGAGACACUUAUUCGGUUUAUCUUGUUUCUUUAAUGGCAUGAGUUCGCGAAGUCUUGUUCUGACGGUGUUUGUUUCAUUGUCUCAGCGCUCAAUCCCAACGAGCCGAUCGGUGCCAACGGGGGCAGGAACUUUGUGUUGUGCAAGAAACAACUUCAGCAGCUUUCUCUCCCCGUGCCCAUGGUGGUCGCGGGUUCCACUGCUGUUAUCAAUGCGCAGCAGCAGUAUUCCCACUCCAUGGAGAAGAAGGCUGGAAAUGGUGGGAGUUGGAAGGCCUGGCUGAACAAGUCUUUCAAUUUCAAGAUCUCCUCCCACUAA
Molecule: messenger RNA, 816 nt
Organism: Spirodela intermedia
Lineage: Eukaryota; Viridiplantae; Streptophyta; Magnoliopsida; Alismatales; Araceae
Source: the annotation of a GenBank genome assembly